Messenger RNA from Engraulis encrasicolus (European anchovy), 2736 nucleotides. It is a transcript of the gene rab3c, whose product is annotated as RAB3C, member RAS oncogene family. NCBI's taxonomy places the organism in Eukaryota, Metazoa, Chordata, Actinopteri, Clupeiformes, Engraulidae. The record is from RefSeq and is a predicted model, not a curated record. Gene Ontology annotation, cellular component: synaptic vesicle; endosome; plasma membrane. Gene Ontology annotation, molecular function: GTP binding; myosin V binding; GTPase activity. The transcript has 6 exons. The coding region runs from base 196 to 870 and encodes 224 amino acids. Gene Ontology annotation, biological process: protein localization to plasma membrane; protein secretion; regulation of exocytosis.
GGCAAUAUUCAUCAUUGCCUCAGAUGUUCAUUUUGGCUAGCGCGUCCGGUAAAGCAUAUCGCGAAUAAAUGUGUACAAAAUAGCCACAUUCAGGCAAUAAUUGGCUUGUAACGAUUGUUUUUUCAAGACGACGUGUACCCAAUCGCUCUGAAAUCUUGAGCAAAUCCGGGUUUUAAGGAUUCGGGAUUGAUAUAAAUGGAUGUGUACGGAAAGAUGGCCAUGACGCAAGAUGGGAAACAAGAAGGCUCUGAUCAGAACUUUGAUUACAUGUUUAAAUUAUUAAUCAUUGGGAAUAGCAGCGUUGGGAAAACGUCUUUUCUUUUUCGCUACGCUGACGACGCGUUCACCUCUGCCUUUGUCAGCACCGUGGGAAUAGACUUCAAAGUGAAAACCGUCUACAAGAACGAGAAAAGAAUCAAACUACAGAUCUGGGAUACAGCUGGCCAGGAGCGCUACAGGACCAUCACCACAGCGUACUAUCGCGGCGCCAUGGGCUUCAUCCUGAUGUAUGACAUCACCAACGAGGAGUCAUUCGCCGCUGUGCAGGACUGGUCUACCCAAAUCAAGACAUACUCAUGGGACAACGCUCAAGUCAUCCUGGUGGCCAACAAGUGUGACAUGGCGGACGAGAGAGUUGUGUCGGUGGACAGUGGACGCCUCUUGGCAGAACAACUCGGCUUCGAGUUCUUCGAGGCCAGUGCCAAGGAGAACAUCAACGUGAAGCAGACCUUCGAGCGGCUGGUGGACAUCAUCUGCGACAAGAUGUCGGAGAGCCUGGAGACGGACCCAGCCCUGGCUUCCGGCUCCACCGCCACCAAGCUGACCGACAACCCCCCGCCCCCCCAGCAGCAGCCCAACUGCAACUGCUAAAGGUCGGGCAGCUCGCCAAAUCAGCUGGCCAGCAGAGAGGACUUCUCCAAUGUUUCUCUUGACCCUCGGCCAUGCUAGAAUGAGAGUGUGGUCCUAAACCAGGGUACACAUGUGUGUGCGUAUGUGCGUGUUCACCGAAUAAAUGUGUCCAUGAGUGUGCAUCCUACUAGGGAUGCACCGAUACCACUUUUUUGAAAACCGAUACAAGUACGAGUACAUUAAUGUGUGUACUUGCCGAUACCGAGUACCGAUACCGAUACCUUUUUCCACCAAAAUACAAUGAAAAUAAAUGCAUGGCCUUGUUUUUUUCCACCUGUGAUAUUUGUAUUGUUCAUUUCCAUGUAGAUUUAAAUGUUAUUAAAUGUAUGAUGUGGCAAUUUUUUCCCAUGCUACUGUCAAGUCCACAGAACGUGACAAGAUUUUGCAUUGUUUUGUGUAAUAGCAGUAUCGUUCCUGGUAUCGGCAAGUGCUUGACGAGUACGAGUACGAGUACAAUGAGCAGUAUCGGCAGCCGAUACCGAUACCAGUAUCGGUAUCGGUGCAUCCCUAGAUCCUACUGUACUGUAUGUCUCAGGUCACCCUAUGUCUCCCUUCAGCUGUACUGUACUGUGGUCGUGCCAAAUGAUAAGCCAUAGGUGAAACACUUCAAUAUUAGUACUCUCUAUCUGACAUAACACCUGUAACUUCUAAAUGCACACAACUACUACAAGUGGAAGAGAGGACCAAAUGAUUAUUUAGUAAAAUAAGAUGAGAAACAUACAACAUACAAAAGCCCCAGGCAGACAGUCCACAAAUUGUAAUAAUAAAGGUUACUGAAAUGUUGUUGGAUAUUUGAUAAUUGUAAUGUUAUUCACAAAUAUGUUUGUGAAUGUUUCCCUGCCGAUGUUUGUAAAGAUGCCUAGCAAGUCUGCUUGCAUAUUAGUGACAGUCAAGUGUAUGUGAAUGGACUGGAAUGAACUGAAAGAAGGAAUGGAGAAUGGAAAUGUAUUAUGUAGAUGCAUUGUAUAUCUUGGCAUCGUUUAUUUCUAAUACACUAUACAUGGAGGAUGUCUUGGAUGAGUUUGAAGUUGUAUGUUUGCUGUUUGAGGGUUAUCUGCUGCUAUAUGUAAUGGCUGGCGUACAUCACUUCAAAUCCCACAAAUCUCUGUAAAUAAAUGCCAAAUCGUGAAAUUAUUAGACUUUCUUAAAUACACCAUCCCCUAAUGUCACUGGGUUCUUGAUGUGGGUUCUUUCAUACAUUUCUUUUACUCGUCUGAGAUCAUACUCCCCCCUUGUGGACAAGAAGCGUAAUUAAAUGUUUGCUCAUUAAAAAGAUGAAUUAUAGCAACCAUUAUCUGAACAGCCUCUGAAUGAGAAGGAAUACUCCAUUCGAAAAGAAAUACAGUUGUAAUGUUGGACAAAUGUCUUGUUUUAUUCUCCGCGUUCUGAUAAAAUAAUUGCCCUUAUACAAGCAAUUUAUUUAGGUGUUGAUAGGUGAAAUGAUUUAGGCUAAGCAUCUGAAAUUAUGAAUAUUAACACUUUUCUUAAUGCCUGCAGGAAAAGGGUUUAUUUGAAUUUAUUUUUGCCCAUGGAAGAAAAACAGGAUAAUAGAACUGUGUGAUGCAACCUUAGGCGGUCAGACUGAGACGUGAUACAUUGAGAGCAGGAAAGGAAAACGGAAACUUCACAGACUGUAUCAACCCAUGCUUUUAUUUAAUCUGUUGCAUAUAAAACAUUUUUUAUUUCAUUUUCUCAUUUUUUUACAGAAGGUGUAUCUUCUACAGUUCUAUCCAAUAGACUGCAACAAAACAAGGAGUCCAAUAAAACAACUCUAUAGUGUUAUGAAAUCUCCAGACACAUUGGAAAUCAAAACCAAAAAAAAGAAAA